This is a messenger RNA of Aplysia californica (California sea hare), 3722 nucleotides long. Its product is annotated as gamma-tubulin complex component 2. The record is from RefSeq and is a predicted model, not a curated record. Gene Ontology annotation, molecular function: microtubule minus-end binding; gamma-tubulin binding. Gene Ontology annotation, biological process: microtubule nucleation; meiotic cell cycle; cytoplasmic microtubule organization. Bases 153 to 2951 code for a protein of 932 amino acids. The transcript is spliced from 29 exons. Lineage: Eukaryota; Metazoa; Mollusca; Gastropoda; Aplysiida; Aplysiidae. Gene Ontology annotation, cellular component: equatorial microtubule organizing center; spindle pole; centrosome.
GCACUUCCGUUUUCAGUUUUCCAAAGUCGAGGAAGCGCGAACAUAAACAUUGAGUCCGAAAUGAGGCAUUAAAAUUAUUAUGCUGCUAGUCAAUCGUUGUCUUCCGCCAUAGUGUUUCGUAACUUUAAAGGGAUUUUGAUUUCUGCAACAAAAUGAGUGAAUUCACAAUUCACCACCAUGUCAGUGAGCUGAUGACUUUAUUAGGGGUAAGGUUGUCUGAUCCAGUUGGGGAAGAAGUUUACACAGAAAAGUUGCUGAAAAGUAGGACUCCUUACAUCACAACUCAGGUUUCAUCCAGUCAAGCGAAGAGGAAGAUUGCUGAGUCUUCUCAGACACCCAUAGAGUUCCUGGCCAAGUACGAUGAACUCAAGGGGAAAAACGCACGUGACCUGGAUCCUUUGGUGUACAUGCUCUCCAAGCUGUGUGAGGAGGAUCAGACUAAAGAAUUUUUAAAGAAAAAUGCUCUUGAUAAGGCAAGGAAAGAGGGAAUGACCCUGGAGCCCCAUAGCAAAGUGACCUCACAGCUGCCAACUUCAGGGGCAAAGCUUACAGAAGAAGAGUUGUCAGAGAUAAAGGAUGCCUUACAGAAGCAAGCCAAGGUGGUAGACACAGCAUCUUCUGAUUUUCUUAAGAAAGUUUUGAGAGAGAGGCAGGUCACAAGGAAAGUGAAUAUUCCCCAACAACCAGACUGGCUGUUUCAGCGGACACACCUCACUCUGGACUUUAUGCCAUCAGUGGCCGGUCCGGCUGAUGAGAACAUUAUCCCCCUUGGCACGCUGCCAGUGUACUCCCAGGAGCAGGCUGUUCUCUCUGACCUUCUCCUGAAUAUGGCAGGACAAGAAGCAAGGUACAUCCUGCCGCGUCCUCUCUCAGAAAAGUAUGCUGCAAAAGAGUUCCUCAUUGAUCAAAGUUUGGAUACAUCUGUCCAGGAACUGGUGAAAAGAAUUCUGCCAUUGUGUACCAACUAUUCCACAGUAGUAAGAUUCAUUGAAGAAAAGUCAUCCUUUGAAUAUGGUUUGGUGAAUCAUGCUCUCAGCCAAGCCAUGGACACUCUUAUAAAGGAUUACCUUGUCAUGAGAGCACAGUUAGAACAGCAAAUGAAACAGGGACAACUGACUCUCCAAAAACUGUGCUUUUAUCUGCAACCGACCAUGAGGAUUCUGGAAAUUUUGGCUUCUGUGGCAAAUUCCAUCAACAGAGGCAAGUGCAUCGGUGGAGCAGUCUUGAGUCUUCUACAUGAGAAAACGGCUUCGAUGAUUGGGGACAACAAGAGUGCAGAGCUGUGCUUGUAUCUCACUCAGAGUGCUUGUGUCCCCUACAUGGAGAUACUGGAAAAGUGGAUUUAUGGUGGAAUAAUCAAAGACCCCUUUUCAGAGUUCCUUGUGGAGGAAAAUGAAACAAUUCAGAAGGAAAAGCUGCAAGAGGACUACAAUGAUGCUUACUGGGAGAAACACUACUCUGUUUUUCAAGAGAGGAUUCCUGUCUUUCUUGAGCAAGUUGCAGACAAAAUUCUCAACACUGGGAAGUACUUGAACGUGGUGCGGCAGUGUGGUCGUAACGUCAAAUGCCCUUUUGCAGAGGAACUGGUUUACACUGUGAAAGAGAGGAGAUACUAUGAUCAGAUCGAGAGAGCCUACAGCUAUGCCAGUCAGUUGUUACUUACUCUUUUGAUUGAGGAGAAGGAGCUGAUGGCUCGACUCAGGUCCAUCAAGCAUUACUUCUUACUGGACAAGGGUGACUUCAUUGUCCAGUUCAUGGACUGGACGGAGGACGAGAUGAAGCAGCAUAUCGACGACAUUCACCCGUCCAGGCUGGAGUCUCUCCUGGAGCUGACCCUUAGGACCAGCACGGCCAAUGUUGACCCUUUUAAGGAUGACCUCAGAGUGGAUUUAUUGCCCUUUGACCUGACUUCUCAGCUGCUCCAGAUUCUUGCCAUUGAUUCAAAACAAGAAAAAGAAUAUCGCAUUGAUCCCACCGACAUCCGGCUGUCUGGGUUAGAGUCAUUCUCCUUUGAUUAUGUUGUGAAGUGGCCGACAUCCCUUGUCAUCAGUAGAAAGGCUCUGACAAGAUACCAGAUAUUAUUCCGGCAUUUGUUUUACUGCAAGCAUGUUGAACGCCAACUUUGCAAUGUGUGGAUGGGCAACAAACAGACCAAGAUCUACGCCCUGAGCAAGUCACGCUGGUACUCGGCCGCCUUCGCCCUGCGUCAGAGGAUGCUCAACUUUGUGCAGAACUUUGAGUACUACAUGAUGUUUGAGGUCAUUGAACCCAACUGGCACAGCUUCCAGCAGAACAUGUCCAAGGUGUCCAAUGUGGACGAUGUUCUGGCCUUUCACAGUGACUUCCUGGACUCCUGUUUGAAAGACUGCAUGCUUACCUCAACAGAGUUGCUGAGGAUUGUGCAUAAACUUCUGGUUGUUUGUGUCACGUUUUCUAAUUAUGUCCAGCGUGUGAGUGCAACGACAACUGUUGAGGCAGAGACGGAGCGACUGAGGGACAGCUCUCUGCAGUCUUCCUUGAGUAACAAGGAGAGGAAGGUUGAUGCACAAAAGAAAAGGACGGCCACAAAGGUUGUGAUGGAGCACGUAGACCAAGUGUUGGCCGAUGAGAACUUUGAGCAGACAAUCAUGACUUUUGACAACAACUUUUCACGGCACUUGCUGGAACUUUUGGACAAAAUCAUGGACGAAAAUACAAAAACCUAUGACCACAAACAUUUCAAUAUCAUAUACAGGCUGGACUUUAACGGGUUCUACACGGAGAAACUGGAAGCAAUGUCUGCCGAGAGAGCAAUGAAAGAUAACUCUGUGCUUUCAGACUCAAGUGCCCAUACGAACAGUUCAAAUGGAUCCCUCCCUGCAUCGUUCACAGCACAGAGGCCCGACUCUGUUCGCUAUGUACCCGGGCAGUACAAACCUCACAAAGGUUCUGGUUCAGGAUCUGAUCGAUGAUAGAUGGUGUGAACUCUUGCUGUAGUAGCAUCUGAUACUGUUGUGAUGUGGCAGUUUCCACUGGAUGUUUUCCAGGAAGCUUAGAAUGUUUCAGAAUGUUUUACGGUCUGCCGGGGUAAAAAUGAAUUAUAUCGGUCUGGAUUUCUGAAACUGUCCUGAUUUUGCUCUCUGUAUGAAAAUAGUCUGGAUACAAGAUGUACCGUAAUAGACAAUGAGAUCUGUAAAUUUUGAGUCCCCACGCACAAGUUUCUAUUUUGCUUGAACAGUUCAGGAUUUUUUUUGUAGCCAGUUGUCAACUCUGCUGGGCCAUAUAAUGCCAUUCUUUAAAAAAAAAUGUUAUAAACUGAUUCCAUCCAGAAUUUUUUCAGGCUCUGGACAGAAUUAUUUUUCCCUGUUCAAUUUUUGACCCGGGGUGCAUCUAUUUAAUGCAUUACUGUGAGGCUCUAAGUUACUCUACAUAUGUAUUGUCAUGUACCAAAUUGAUGGGAAUAAAUAGAGGAAUCUGUUCAUGCUAAUUUCAGUGACGUAUAUUUUGAUUGCAUUGUAUUUGUCCACAGACAAACAAAAAAUAGAAGAAAAAAAUUCCGCUAAAUAUCUUUUACAAUUUCAACUUACCUCAUUUUUUUCAGCACUGCAAGUCCUUAUAAUCCAUAGGAAUCAACACAGAAUUGUAGGGAUAUCACCCUGGCACACAUUUAUGAAAGAAUUUCACAAGUUUAGUUGAAAAAUUUUCACUGAGGGGCUUUUUUAUGUAUGUAUCCAAUUUACGAA